Molecule: messenger RNA, 1189 nt
Organism: Rubroshorea leprosula
Lineage: Eukaryota; Viridiplantae; Streptophyta; Magnoliopsida; Malvales; Dipterocarpaceae
Source: the annotation of a GenBank genome assembly
CCUCUGCAACCCGACGAGCCCCCAGCUACCGCCACCCAUUUCCGGCCGGGAACACCGGUAAAAAUUGGGGAUUUCCCCUUCUUUUCUUGUUCUAGAACACCUAUUCAACCCAGAAUUUUCCAGAUCUGCUCUCUUCCCUCUGCCGUGAGUUCCCUGUUGCUGGGUGCGAAUUUCUGGGCUUUUCCGUUGCCGUCAGUUCCUCCAUUUCUUUUCCCCGUCGGCUUCCUUCCCAGCCGGACCCGGUGCUGCUUGCCGAAAUUUUCUGGCAUGAUGGACAGCUUCAUUUAAGUCCAAAUUUCAUCUAAUUGGUGGUUGCUUUGCUGAAUUUGGUCCUUGUGUGGCUGCCCUGUGAUUGUCCGAAUGCUGCCAAGAAAAAAAAUGGAAGAUUUCGGCAGCUUUAAUUGUGUUUUUAGUUAAUUCAUGUAGGAAUUAGUUUAAUUAGGCUGCUGUGAUGUUUUGGAGAGAAAAAUCCCGUGCGUGUGAGUUGUGGUUUGCCAAGCCAUGCUCUCCAUGUGCUGCCCGUGAGUAAAUGGGAAAAUUUGAUGUGUAUUAUGCAAAUAUAUAAGUGCACAAUUGAUUUUGUGCUUGAUUUCAGAUAGAAAAAUGAAUAAAUAAAUAAAUAGGGAUGUCUCUUUGCAAUCCCAGUACAAGAGGCAAACAACAAGAUGUUGGGAAUGAUUCUGAUCAUGAAAAGUGCCCAAGGAAGAGAGGUCGGGGAGUUGCAAAAGGUAUGAAAUGCCAAGGAACCUAUUUGAUUGGAUAUGGAUCCACACUGAUGAGCAAGGGAAAUUGCCACAUGGGAUGUUGUCAGAUAAGGACUGAAAUUGAACCCAGAAAUCUUCCCCCCCUAGAAAAAUCUCGGUUCUGCUCUGCUCUGUUUCUUCCAUCUGCUGCUCCUGCUUUGUUGGGGCGAAUUGGUUUGGUUUCUGAUCCCAUCGGCUUCCCCAACCCGCCAGCUCCAAUUUUGCUUGCUGGAAAAAUUGUGGUCCUUGAUCUUUCAGCCACUUUAGCACUUGGAUUGACUCUUCGGUUUUAUGCGAGUGAGGAAGCGAAGUCAAAGACGGGGAAAAACGAGGGGAGUGACGAGUUAGAAGGCUAGCCACCUGUAAUUUGAUAUAGAUUUUAGAUAUAGAUCAUGAUCUUGUAAGCUAAACUUUAUUUGGAGAUUUUAUAAAUUCAUUUAAUGGAU